CGCGGCCGUCACGUUGCACAGCUCGGUCCAAUCAACAGGAACUUUCCUAACAGAGAUUUGUAAGAUGGCGACCGCCGAACCGGAAACCAACCCAAGUCCACCCCAGCCUGAUGACGAUGGAGCUGAGGAGACUGGACAGGAGAUUGUGAGCCCAGAGGCCUACAUCAAACACCCACUCCAGAACAGAUGGUCUCUGUGGUUCUUCAAGAAUGACAAGAGCAAAACAUGGCAGGCCAACCUGCGGCUCAUCUCUAAAUUUGACACGGUUGAAGAUUUCUGGGCUCUCUACAAUCAUAUCCAGUUGUCAAGCAACCUCAUGUCAGGCUGUGAUUACUCUCUUUUUAAGGAUGGCAUUGAACCCAUGUGGGAGGACGAGAGGAACAAGCGUGGCGGUCGCUGGCUGAUCACUCUCACCAAGCAGCAGAGGAGAUUAGACCUGGACCGCUUCUGGCUGGAAACGCUCCUGUGCUUGGUUGGCGAGGCCUUUGACGAUUACAGCGACGAUGUCUGCGGAGCCGUGGUCAACAUCCGCACAAAAGGAGAUAAAAUAGCAGUCUGGACAUCGGACUAUGAAAACCGGGAAGCUGUAACACACAUAGGGAGAGUUUACAAGGAGCGCUUGGGGCUUCCCAUGAAGAUGACUAUUGGCUACCAAUCCCACGCAGACACAGCUACCAAAAGUGGUUCUACCACCAAGAACAAAUUUGUUGUUUGAGAAAUGUCCAAUGUGCCUCUUUCAUUUUCCUGUCUUAUUUGUUGUUGGUGCAUAUGUUUACUUUGCUGCAAAGACUCUGCGGAAUGCAAUCUGGAGGAAAGGAGAACCCAGUCCAAGACUACAUGCCAAAUAUUUCCAUAACCUGCCCGGGACUCGAACCACAGCUCAAAAAACAAUGGAGAACAGAUAAACAUUAAUCUUCCAAAACACUAAGAAUGAGAGGUAUUAAUAGUGGAUGAAGUUUAGAGUGCUUCAUACUCUACUAAAUAAAUUUGUGUUGAUUUUUUUUUUCCUUUUUUUUUAAUGGCAGGAAAUCCUGAAAUGCAAAAAAUGUAUAUUUCUCUCCCAUUUUCUACAGCAUUGUUGGUUUGCUGUAAUCCUUAAAACAUUAAACCCUUUUAAUUUAUUAUUUUAAUUUGCCUGCAUAUUACUAGAUUGUUAGACUUUUGUUUUAUGCUUUUGUUUUUCGCCUUUAAAUGUUGCACAUAAUCAACCUUUUUAAAGUAUUUCAUGACUCAUAUUAAUUUGAGUGUUAAUAUAAUUAAAACAUUGGUUUUGCAGUUAUAACUGUUAAAUUGUGGAAUACUUUUUUCAACCUGUAAUCGGUACAUUCCUUGUUAUACAUAAAUUGCUUUUUGAUUUGCAGUGGUGCUGUAUUGUAAGAUAUUGACUUGAAGGCAGAAAAGCUGAGGAUGUCUCUAGUAGACCAUCAAAAAGUUUUCUACCCAUGGUCUCAAUACCCACUGUAUAAAGUGAGAGUACUAAAGGAGACAAGAUCAAUCUUGUCUCAGAAAACAGGAGAGUCCUUCUCGCUGCUUCCAAGCAUUUUAGGAUUCACCAUUAGCCCUAGCUGGUGUGAAAGUGCCAAAUUCAAACCCACCCGCCCCCACCCCAUAAUCCCAAGAUCCUUUGAAAUGUCAGUAUAAAAAGAACUUUGAAAGAAAAGGUUACUUUGGGCAACAUGACUUCUCAUCUCACUUCAUUGCCACCAGGGCAGCUUUAAAAAUGUCACCUCUACAUGACAAAUGUCAUCGCAUUCUCAAGGUUUGGCAUUCUUUAAGCCAGCAGGCAAAGCAUCUACAACUAGAUCCUUCUUGAUCUGAUGAAGCGUUAAGUGAGUGCAGAAGCUUCUAUAGGUGCUUGUUGAAGUCCCGACAUGGUUGUGGUGGCAACCUUUAAAGGCCGGCUGACUUAUCAUGCACAAACACACUUCGGUGAUGAAAUAGUAACUAAGAUGUAUGUUUAUAUCGCCUUUCCAGCGGAGACAUCACAAAGUGCCUCACAAUAAAUGUAACAGACAAACUAUAGACAAGUGCACAUGAACUUUAAAAAAAGGAAACAGGCGGGUCUUGAGUUGAAUCCGCAGACCUGAAGUCCAAAGGGAAACCGUUCCAUAACUAAGUCCUGUUAACAACUGUAUAACCAAUAAUGUGGUGAACGUGCCUCGUUCACUGUGCAAUAUAGGGCAGUGUGAUCGGAGGAAAACUGUGUUUAAUAUGAAAUCAAACAGCCGCUAUUCACAUUCACAUCAGUGUACAGGCCUGGCAUCAAACACCACACUGAAGCUGACCCUCACUCCAUGAGAGUUGACUGCCACCACAACAACACGUACCGCACGCGAUACAUUACUUUCUACUCAGAUAUAGACAAUAUUUGAUAUGAGUCGCAACAGAAUGUACAGUCUAUUUGUGGAAUCAACAAAAUCAUGCAGAUACCCACUUUACAGUUAACAAUUUCAAAAUCAAGACUGAACAUAAUGAACAUAAUUGCAUUUCAGUUGUAGUCGACAUUGACAUUUUUAAGAUGUUUUGUUGAUCUGGUCUUUUAGUAAUCCUAAUGUUACAACAUGCUAUUUGUUAUGUAAACAUUAAAAAGUAUGAGAAACCUAUUCCUGAAUUUUCUUUUG
Xiphias gladius (swordfish) is the source of this 2621-nucleotide messenger RNA. RefSeq names its product eukaryotic translation initiation factor 4eb (gene eif4eb). The record is from RefSeq and is a predicted model, not a curated record. Gene Ontology annotation, molecular function: RNA 7-methylguanosine cap binding; translation initiation factor activity. The transcript has 7 exons. Gene Ontology annotation, biological process: translational initiation. The coding region runs from base 65 to 715 and encodes 216 amino acids. Gene Ontology annotation, cellular component: eukaryotic translation initiation factor 4F complex; cytoplasm. Lineage: Eukaryota; Metazoa; Chordata; Actinopteri; Istiophoriformes; Xiphiidae.